Messenger RNA from Leishmania major strain Friedlin, 1554 nucleotides. RefSeq lists its product as hypothetical. The transcript has a single exon. The record is from RefSeq and is a predicted model, not a curated record. Bases 1 to 1554 code for a protein of 517 amino acids. NCBI's taxonomy places the organism in Eukaryota, Euglenozoa, Kinetoplastea, Trypanosomatida, Trypanosomatidae.
AUGGCUACAUUGGCAGACGGUGCGAGCUCCGAGGCGUUCACGGCGCACUCAGACACACACACGCUCACCGGAGACCAGGUGAACAAGAUCAAAGCCCUCAUAUGCCUCAUGAAGGAGCGCUAUGACCCACUGCCGCCACAGCUGGAGACGUACUUGCGGCUGAUACCGCCCACCUCCGGUGCAGCUUCGGGGAAGGCAGACGGCGACAAGAAGACCGGGCCGCGUCGCUCGGAUGACGACCCAAUGUCGUUUUACUGCACCAGCUUUCUCAUGUCUCGGGAGUGGGAUGUGCAGAAGGCGUUUGCCAUGAUGCAGGAGGUCGUGGCGUAUCGAGCGGUGAAUCACCUUGAUGAACAGAGCCACUUCCCACCUGCCUUUUCGGUGCGCGGGUGGUCAACCGAAGAUGUAUGCAGGGCGCUGGAGCGCAGUCCGCGUAAGGUUGGUGAGCGCAUCGACCGCGUCUGCGCUGGGGUGGCGCAGGGGCUCAUCUGUGGCAUUCACUACUGGGACAAGAAUGGUCGUCCGGUUUUCUAUAUGGUUAUUGACAGCUUUGAUGAGGCUGAGCUCAUGCGACAGCUAAAGCAGAUGGCGAGCGUUGGCAAGUCGCAUGUGGAUGUCAUGUGGGAGUACAUGGUGCACGUUCUCAGUGUGACCGAGUCUCUGGUGCUCUACCAGCUCAUCCAGCGCGGGGCGCCGCUAUCAGGGCGGCCACUGACGUCCAAGACCACAGACGAAGAGGCGCCCGCGUGGGACUUGUCCGAGGGUGCUGUGACGAUGGUAUACGAUAUGAAGAGGCUCACGCUGAAGAUGCUGUGGAAGCCGAUUAUUGAUAUGUUUUGUGACAAUUCCAAGACGUUUUUCAAUUACUACCCCGACCGAAUUCACCGCAUUGUCUGCGUCAACUCGCCCAGCCUCGUCCGCUACGCCUUUCUUCUUGUGCGUGGCGUCCUGCCGGCAGCCUUCCAGCGGAAGAUCAGCUUUGUGAGCCCGCACGACACUCUCGCCACGCUGGAGACAAUGAUAGACAGAAAGUAUAUCCCACACUUCCUCGGCGGCGACUGCCGCUGCGAGGCCCACGAUGGCGAGUGCCUGAGUGGCUACGACCCGCGACAGACGGGGAGGACGAGGAGGACGGUCGCACGUACUGACGCCUCCUCUGAAGGCAACGAUGAGGCUCCCACGGUGUAUGUGAAGCUGGCGGCGGGGCACGAAUGCACGCGAGUGUUUCCGGUGAAUGCGUCGGAAGUGGUCGUCUGGGAGUUCGCUGUGGAGGGUGGUGGUCAUGACAUCAUCUUCACCACCUUCUUUGUGCCCCAGUCGGCGGCUUCAGGAAUGCAGUGGACCCAGGUCGAACUGAGCAAGCUGAGCUCGUACAUGGUGACCUCCGAGGCGCUGGCCAAGGGGUCCGAUGCGUUUGCCGUGGCUGAGGACGGCGUAGUUGUGCUGAAGUGGCACAACCGACGGCACUGGUUUGCUUCAAAGCGCCUUCAGCUCCGCGCCUACAAGGAGGGGGCGCCCAGCACCCUUCACGGCCAAGCUUCGCAUCCCGAAUAG